AUGGCCCGAGUGACGUUGGAGGACCCGGAACUAAGAAUGGAAGAAUGGGACUUCCACAAGCAGUUCGUGUUGAGGGGACAGCGCAUACCAGUGUCCCCGACUCCCACCGAAAUGCUCUUGUGCGUGGCCAGGUUGCCGUACAGCUACACGGAGGACCAGUUCACCCGGUUGGUGCAAAUGUACGGUGAGGUACGCAAGACAUUUCUGAUUAUCAGUGAGAAGACCGGCGAGAGCAAGGGAUAUGGAUUUGUCGAGUAUUUGAACAAGGAGUGCGCGAUCACGGCCAAAUGCGGUUUGGACGGCAAAGGUAUCGAUGACCAGACACUGGUUUGUGAUUGGUUGGACGGUAGUCAUAUUACCUACGAUUCUCUUCACUCCAAAUGCCUGUAUGUGGACAACUUGCCCAAGUCAUUCAGAGACAUGAGCGAAUUCCGUAAAGUGUUUGCCAAAGUCGUGAACCCGCCAUAUUGCCAGAUUGCGCUUAAAAAUGGAUGUCCAUUAGACUGGGGUCUAGUGGAGUAUAACACAGCUGAAGAUGCAGAAAGAGCACAAUCGGAGUUGAAUGGACACACAUUGAGAGGCCAUAAUAUUCGCAUUACAUACUACAUACCUGGAGUCAGAGCUAUAAAUUUGUUUUUGAAACUAUUGAACGAACCGAGUAAAUCUAAAUGUGGUGGACUCUUGCCAGACCCUCCACAGGAAGUCAUUGAGCAAUCGUUGCAAAACCUUUCCAAACAGAAUCCAAUCUUUGCACAAAAUCUUCAAAAUAUUAUUUUUAAUCAAAUCAAAGCCGCUCAAAUGGGGACUGAACAGCAAGAUUUUAACGAUUCAACACUGAGAUCACAUUUAAUAAAUGGCAAAGCUCCACCGACUAUGUUGCAUUCUCCAACAAGUUUACCUUACAUGGGUGCUACUCCAGAGACUUAUGGAUCAAGGUUAUUACCUAGCCCACCUGUUGGAGAAGUUCCACCACAUUUAAAUUCUGGAUUAUUUGAUGCAGAUUUAAACAACCCACUAUUGGCUAAUUAUUAUAGAGAACUAAUAACCGCUCAGAUUUUGGCUGGAACACAAAAGGCUAAUGGAUAUGGAGGUUUGACUGCCAACCUUAAUCCUGCGUUUGUUGAUACCGUACAACAAACUGCAAAUAACAAUAAUACUUUGAAUCAAAUUGAUGCUGUACAAAAAGUUUAUCAAAACCAAAAUUUACAAAGUAUUGGCCAACAAUUAGCUCAACAAAUAGCUCAACAACAAAUAGCUCAACAACAUAUAGCUCAACAACAGAUGAAUCAACAGUUAGUUCAUCAACAACAACAACAACAACAACAGCAACAACAACAUAAUAUAAGUCAACAACAAAAUGUUGUUAUUAAUAUCUAUGGAGGUGUUAAUACUACUACACCUCCAGCAACACCGACUCCAACUACUCCUACUUAUCCAUUUGGUUCAUCAUUAUCUCUUAACAUGGACCAACAGUGGCCAAAAAAUACUCAGUCUUCAGCAACUGAUUCGUAUCUAGCCAGUCCCAUUGCUGCACCGGAAAAAUCGUCUGUGAGUUACUCGCCAUCAUCCACAUGGUCCUCUAUGCAGAGCAUCGCUUCGACUCCAUCCCCACAAUCUAUGUAUUCUCCUUUAGCUCCAAAUAUCUGGACACCUACUUCGUCCACCUCAUCGUUGUCAAAUCAACAUGAAACAGCUCGUGGUCAAAAAAGAGGUAUUCCUCCAUCGCCUGAACUUAGUCCUGAAGGUAUGUAUAUUGGACAACAUUCACAAGGAAUUGGUGGCCACUAUGCUGAUUCCUACUUAAAACGUAAUAAGAAAAAUUGA
Molecule: messenger RNA, 1824 nt
Organism: Macrosiphum euphorbiae (potato aphid)
Lineage: Eukaryota; Metazoa; Arthropoda; Insecta; Hemiptera; Aphididae
Source: the annotation of a GenBank genome assembly